AUGUCGAUGUUCCGAUCAGCAGCAGAAAUAUCACCAUCGGACUCGGAUCCCGACUCCGAUUCAGAAGAAAGUCAGAUUCAGGAAUCUGGAUCAUCGACUCCUCGACAUGCUGCAGACAAUCAAUCCAGCAGCUCGAGGAAGGACAAGACCAAGCAAGUCCCGAAAGACUCGGAUGCUACAGAUCCAGACUCUUCGAUCUCUUUCGACGAUAGACCAGCAUUGCCACAGGAUUUGGUGGAUGUAAAUGUUGAUCAGCAUGCAAAUGUUAUGACAGCCGCCCUCUUGGAAUUUUAUUGUCAGAGUCGAGCAGCAGACAUUCUCAAUGCUCAGCGUGGCUCGAAUAAACCGUUCAGUCGACACAGCCCCGAGGCUCAAUACCUUGGUAAGAAACUAUACAAAUACAAAUCACAGUUCCUGUCAGCUCAUGGUGUCUUGGCUGACGGUAUUGACAAAGAGGAGAUGGGGCCAAGUAGGCAGACUUAUCGUGAUAACCUUGACUUGCUUGGUAUAUCUGCCCUCGAGGAGAUGAAUUUCCAUGAACCCCACGGACGGUCUACCGCAAUUGACUCUGGCGAGGAUCUCGCCUUAAUAAAAAAAGCUUGGAUGAAGAACCCUAGCGCUGGAAAUGCGGACAGCCCUGCACUGUUUCGGCGGAACACCGAACCAAAUCCAGCGUUUAGGAAACAGCUUCCUCCUGCUAAUAAGGUGGAUUUCAUUCCUGCCAUUCCCCGUGCACCAAUGAACCUCCCCAACCCUUCGAUUCCCCUCUUUGGUAGUUCACCGGUCGGAAUUCCGCUUUUCCACUCUCCCACAGCCCCGCCAUACAACCAGCUGUCAAGAUAUGCCGUCGAAUUCCAGGAGCUCAAGAUAUUGGGCCGCGGGUCUUUCGGUGAAGUAUACCACGUCACCAAUCACAUUGACGGACAAGAUUAUGCCGUCAAGAAGAUCCCACUCAGUCAAAGACGACUUGAACAGCUGCAAUUUGGAGGUCAAAAUCAGCUCGAGGUUAUCAUGAAAGAGAUUCGCACACUUGCCCGCCUUGAGCAUACGAACAUUGUUCGAUACUAUGGGGCAUGGGUAGAGCAGGCCCAUCACUCGCACCCACCUCCAACUGAAUACCACCCUUCUGAUACAGCAUGUGAUGAGUCGCAAAACAGCUUGUCUUCUCCAGGUAACCCAAACGAGUCAAGCAUGGGAAUUGUCUUCGGAUAUUCUGAAAAUUCAGAUCCCGAGUCCCAGUCAAGCUCUCUACCUGAAGAUCACAGCUUUACCGAGAGUAUUCGACGCUGGGACAGCCAUGCUACAACCUCAUCCCGUCGGUCAAAAAAGAGUUCACGAAGGGGAUUGGAUGAGGAAGAUGAUGACAUUGAAUCCAUUCCCCGUACCUUCGACGGACAUACCUCUGUUGACCAAACAUCUACUUUUGGAAAUACUGACGACAUCUUCACUGAUGGUCUGAGCCAAGACCAGUCCAAACUCCAAAUUCAACCCCGUUCCCGCCCUGGUCAGCAACCCCCGGCGGUCAUUCUUCACAUUCAAAUGUCACUUCAUCCCAUUUCACUCGGCGCGUAUCUGAACCCUCAAGCCACUCCGAAGUAUGAUGGAUGUUCACACGCCAGGCGCCAUUGUUUCCAUCUACUUCCAUCACUGAAGCUCAUGAUGGAUAUUGUGUCGGGUGUUGAGUAUCUGCACUCAAAGGGGAUUGUACAUCGCGACUUGAAGCCUGCAAACAUCUUCCUAUGUGCGCCAGAGACUAGCACAGCAGAUAUAUGCACCGCGUGCAGCUCCGGCGAAUCAUCCCCCAUGCAUUUCUGUCGUCCCCGCAUCGGGGACUUUGGCCUCGUGGCCGACAUCUCCCACAUCAACGAGGCAGCACAGGGCACUAUGGCACCGUUCCGAGAAGGGCCGAAUAUCCAGCGAGUGGUUGGAACCGAGUUCUAUCGUCCUCCAGCUAAUCUGUCUGCGCCUGCAAGUGACCCGAACUCACCAGUGGAUUUCUUUGACGAAUACAAGAUUGACGAAAAGCUCGAUGUUUACGCCCUCGGUGUCAUUCUCUUCGAGACUGUUUAUCGUUUGAACACAAAGAUGGAAAGACAAUUUGUCUUGAAUGACCUAACUCGCGGAUCAGGCCAGGAUCCGUCUGAACGCACCGUCUUCCCUCCAGAUUUCGCCGCCAAGGUCGAUUAUGGCUCAGUUGUACUGGACAAUGGAAUCUCAGUCGCUGACUCUCUCAUGACAUGUAUGAAAGGAAUGUUGGAGCCCAGAUCGCAGCAGCGGUGGAAUUGCCAGGAUGUGAAAGAGCAUUUACGGGCGAUGAAGAAAGCUGUUCGACGAUACGAGGAAACGCAGGGAAACAGGGACCAAUGA
Messenger RNA from Penicillium coprophilum, 2367 nucleotides. Its product is annotated as putative protein kinase. The transcript has a single exon. NCBI's taxonomy places the organism in Eukaryota, Fungi, Ascomycota, Eurotiomycetes, Eurotiales, Aspergillaceae. The record is from RefSeq and is a predicted model, not a curated record. Gene Ontology annotation, biological process: protein phosphorylation. Gene Ontology annotation, molecular function: protein kinase activity; ATP binding. The coding region runs from base 1 to 2367 and encodes 788 amino acids.